AAGGUACAGCAACUUAAUCAAUGGAUGGUGUGGGUUGAUUUUCUAAGCAGAGGAUGUUUUUUAUUCGGAAGAGUACUGCAAGUGGCUAUGGAUGUAAUAGUUGCCACACUCACAUCAGUACAGUGGACACCAGAAGACACCUCUAUAGUCAAAGCUGCUUCCACAUCCUGUGGCACCUGUGGAAGAUGUUUUACCUUAAAACAUAAAGUGAAGACAGAAGGGCAUUACUGGAAAAGAUCUCUAAAAUCUGCUUAUCUAGCACAGUCUUCCAUGAAAGAUACAUUUAAUUGCUUAUUAAAUGGAGACAUCUUAGCAGAGGUAGUAAAGAAAAUAAACAAAAAUACCAGAAGACAACGGAAGGGUAAAAAUGGAUCACGGAGUUCUAAAAAGGUGGAUCAAGCGGAUAUUCUAGAAUGGAUUGGAGGAUUGUUAUGGAGUGGACUGAUUGGAUUUUAUGAAAGGCCAACAAAGGAGUUCAUAAACCUCUCAAGGAAACGGUAUCGUCAGCUAACCUCAAAUGGGCAGCUCCAGGAUAUGUUCAUUAUGUUCGAUACGGCAACAAAAACUAUCCCAACUUUUUUCCAGGAAAUGAACAAAUUACAGGAAAAACUAGUUUUAAAUUUUAGGACAAUGUUUGAGCCGGGUCAGACUCUUUGCAUAGAAAAAUAUAAAGUAGAUUUCGGUACAUUAGAUCAUCCUAGAGACUUACGGGUGGCCUUGUUGGUGGACAAAGAAACAGGUUUUAUCUGUAAUUUUUUUAUAUACUCCAUCUUUCAUUUAUUAAGUGAAUCGGAAUAUAUCCCAUUGAUAUACAUUAUCCGCAAACUCCUCAACCCCUUCUAUAACCAAAAUUAUACGGUGGAGAUUGACAAUUCAGCUCAUAUAGAUGAAACCAUCAUUGGGGAAUGUAGAAAGCUUGGGAUACGGCUAGAACCUUUUCCUUGGUUUGGGGAAAGCUCUCAAUUAGCAUAUAGAGACCAAGGUGGUGAAAACAAUAUCUAUUUUUCGGACUGGGAAGGCUAUUUAGUGUUUCCACUUAAUGGAAAAGAUCAUCCUUCAUUCAUGUUCUUGGUAUACUUUUGGCUUCUGGUUCACAUUUCUGCCAUUAAUGCUUUCACGCUAUAUUCACUUAAAAAUAGGAAGUCCAGUGAAGAUUUAUUACUUGAGGAUUUUGUAGAACUUCUCUCUAAAGAGAUGAUUCAAGUUUUUGUUCGUCCAGAUUCUUCUCAGUGUGGUGAUAAUAGUGAGGAGGAUCAGAAAACAGUCUAUAGUAGAGGCAACCAGCUACACAAAAAUGCUGAGACAUCCAGUGGAUCCACUAAGCAUUCCCAACACAAGUCAAUGAAAGAAAAAGGAGUGACGGGACUAAGUAAUCUGGGGAAUACGUGCUAUAUGAAUGCAGUUAUACAAUGUCUCAACUCUACCUCCCAACUAGUUGAAUACUUAUUUUCUUGGCAGUUUGAAAACUUAAUUGCUAGGAAUAAAAAGAUAUUUGUGAACGCCUUUGCUAAGCUUGUGGCAGACCUAUGGUUUGGUGAAUCCCAGUCUGUGAUACCAGAAGACUUUUGGGGUACAUUGUGUGAAAUUCACCCACCUUUUUGGGGGGAAAGUCAACAGGAUGCACAGGAACUGCUCAUAUACACUUUGAAUGGAUUACACGAGGAUCUAACAAAUACUACCAACAACACAUCCUCUAACAUGGUGAAAGGUAUUAUUAUAAGGCAUACCAUAAAGAAUGCUUCCAAUACUCCAAUCGCACGCUUAUUCCAAGGGGUUCUUAGCCAGACAACAAUUUGUAUGGAGUGUGGAAGGAGAAGUUACAAGGAGGACAUUUUUACUGUACUUUCACUUCCCAUACCUUCUGGAAAUGGAGCAUCUUUGAUGCAAUGUCUACAGAGCUUCUUCCAACAAGCCAUGUUGACCAGCACAGAUAAGGUAUUCUGCCGAUACUGUAAAACCAAACAGGAUGCUACAGUUGAAGUGAAGAUAAGCAAACCACCAAAGAUUUUAAUUCUACAUUUAAAGAGGUUUGAACAUCAAGGCUGGGUAAGAAGGAAGCUGAAAACCAAUGUAACUUUUCCUUUGACCAAUUUAGACACAUCUCCAUUCGUAACAUCGUAUAAUGUUAAACCCCCAGACUACCACCUAUAUUCUGUUGUGAACCAUUCUGGAGAGCUUGAGUCUGGCCAUUACACUGCAUACUGCAAGCAUCCUGGGACUAAAGAGUGGAAUGCCUUUGAUGAUGCCAAGCACUUUAGGAUUACAGAAGACAAAGUGCAAAGUCCAUUAGCCUACAUCUUGUUUUACACUACCCAAGCAUUUAACAUGCCAAAAAAGACAUCGUCCUCUACAUUCUGAUGCUGGACUUUUAUUCACACCAUGUGGAACUGUACCAAAUUGGAAGACUUUCUCUUAGACUGAUGAAAUUAUAGGGAAAUUUGUGAAGAAAAGAAAAGUCCAGGCUAGACCAAUGUAAAGACUGUCAUACCUAAAGUUCAGCUUUAAAGGAGAAGUAUGGCCAAACCCUUUACCCCUCUAAACUUAGUUUGGCAAUCCGGUGACUCAGAUUCGGCCGUCAGCAGGCUUUAGCUGACGUCACAGAGCUUCUCCAUGCUCUGCAGGGAUACAGACAAUAUUGUCAGGAUCUGCCCAGAUGCCUGACUGGCAGCUGACUUAGACUCUCCUCUUGCUGCUUAGAGCCUGAGCCAACUGUUCCAAAACACUCCACAGGCCGGCAUUACAGUGAGCGCUGGGGGGGCAGAGCAGAGAGUGAUGACAGUCACCGCUCUCUGCUCAGAGUAUUCAAUGGUCUUUGAUUGCUCAGUUCUCAGAGCUGGUGGGAGACAGCUGCAGCAUCGAAUUGAUGCUGCCUCCACAUAGGGAUAUGUUUAUUUUUUCUUAUCCCGUGCCUCUUUUUUAAGAAAAGAGUACAAAAAAACUUGAUGUAACAACAGCAAGAUAUAAUUAUGGGGAAGUGUGUGGAAAAAGGAUAUGAUGAGGAGAAACUGAAACAAUUGACAUGGUGGGUUGGAAAAGGUUACAGAAGCGGAAGGAAUAAAAUGGAUGAUCAAAAAAAGAAGAGGGAAUAAAUUAACUUGUGAUAAACAAAAAAAAACAAAAAAAAAAAAAGAAAUGAGUAUAAAAUAGUCAAAAAAUAUAUCUUUACUAAUGAUGUAAAACCAAAUAGAGACGCUAUGCGGGCUGGCCAAAAUAAAAGCUGAGCGCUCUAAGGAAACUCUAUGAGGUGGAACCUGAAGUAAAGGGG
Molecule: messenger RNA, 3265 nt
Organism: Rana temporaria (common frog)
Lineage: Eukaryota; Metazoa; Chordata; Amphibia; Anura; Ranidae
Gene: USP50
Product: ubiquitin specific peptidase 50
Exons: 7
Coding region: 25-2358 (777 amino acids)
Biological process (GO): endosome organization; Ras protein signal transduction; protein K63-linked deubiquitination
Cellular component (GO): postsynaptic density; midbody; dendritic spine
Molecular function (GO): cysteine-type deubiquitinase activity
Source: RefSeq, a predicted model, not a curated record